Molecule: messenger RNA, 1078 nt
Organism: Cephus cinctus (wheat stem sawfly)
Lineage: Eukaryota; Metazoa; Arthropoda; Insecta; Hymenoptera; Cephidae
Product: soma ferritin
Exons: 3
Coding region: 88-603 (171 amino acids)
Biological process (GO): iron ion transport; intracellular iron ion homeostasis
Cellular component (GO): cytoplasm
Molecular function (GO): ferrous iron binding; ferric iron binding
Source: RefSeq, a predicted model, not a curated record
AAGCUGUUACCAGAACAGAAGUGGUGGUGGUGUUGACCUUGGCGUACGAAGAAGUUUGUGUGGUUGAAUUUUUUAAGGAAUAACAAAAUGAGUCUUGUCAAGCAAAAUUUUGAUAGUGAGUGCGAAGAGGCCAUUAAUAAGCAGAUCAAUUUGGAAUUAUAUGCUAGUUAUACAUAUUUAUCUAUGGCGUAUCACUUUGAUCGCAGUGAUGUUGCUUUACCUGGACUCCAUGAAUAUUUUAAAAAGGCGUCUGACGAGGAACGUAAUCAUGCUAUGAAAUUCCUAGAGUAUCAAAAUAAGAGAGGCGGUACAAUUCAUUUGGCGGAUAUUAAGAAUCCUGGGAAAGGAACCUGGGGCACAGCCAAGGAGGCCAUGACAGAGGCUUUGAAUUUAGAAAAAAUGGUCAACCAGUCGCUUUUAGAUCUGCAUGGGAUUGCAUCGAAUCAUAACGAUGCGAACCUAAUGGACUUUUUGGAAACUGAAUUCCUGCAGGAACAAGUCGAUUCGAUGAAGGAGAUAGCUGAUCACGUGACAAAUUUGGAACGAGUUGGCGAAGGGUUGGGUGUCUUCGUAUUUGAUAAGCAAUUAAAGGAUUCAGAUUAGAAUGAUGUCACGUAAAUAUUGUACAAUUAUUUUAUUAAAUAUACCUCGCGAAUAUUGUGAUUGACGCGGAUAGACGUAAAGGAUUCUACAAUACAAAACUAAUGUUUGGUAAGAAAACAAAAUUGACGAAAUUAAUAUUAAUAUUCUCAUUUAUACAUAAAUGUAUAUUCAUAUGUAGUUAACUAUAAUAGAAGCUAUCAUGAUAAUACAUUCUUUACGGUCAAUACUUGCAAUAAGAAUUCUACUUUGGGCCAUGUUAUUUCUUAUACUAUAUACAAUUUAAAAUUAUCUUAGGAGCCUAAAUCAGUAGCUUCAUUACAUUCGUUAAUGAAAACCUCAAAAGGAUUAAUAUCACAAUUUGAUAAUUAUAUAUAUAUAUAUAUAUAUAUAGCAUUAAUAUAAUGUGCCUAUUUCACCACGUCAUAUGUAUUACUGCGAUAAAGGAGAACAGUAAAAUAAAAUAAAUAAUAAUUAA